Messenger RNA from Strigops habroptila (Kakapo), 741 nucleotides. RefSeq lists its product as uncharacterized. NCBI's taxonomy places the organism in Eukaryota, Metazoa, Chordata, Aves, Psittaciformes, Psittacidae. The coding region runs from base 1 to 741 and encodes 246 amino acids. The transcript has 2 exons. Gene Ontology annotation, biological process: response to bacterium. The record is from RefSeq and is a predicted model, not a curated record.
AUGCGGCGGUGCCGGGCGGCGGCGCUGGCGGGGCUGGCCGCGGUGCUCCUGGCAGCUGCGGGCAGAGCCCAGGUGCAGCAGGACCCGUCGGCAGAGACCACCGAGGGCACCGCCAUCAGAAUUAACUGCUCACACCCCAACAUACAGAGUUACGACUUCAUCCACUGGUACCGUCAGCUCCCAGGCCGCAGCCCCGCAUUCCUCGUGAGCGUUCAUAAAGGGUCCAAAGAGGUGCUGGACCCGCCGGGGCGGCUGUCGGUGGCGGCAGACCGCCGGUCCAGCGCCCUGUGGCUCGCCCGGCCCCGGCUCGGCGACGCUGCGGUGUAUUACUGCGGCCAGGACACACGGCGAGAGGAGCCGGGGCUGCGGCCGAGCACGAACCGCCGCGGGCGGGGCCGGGCGCGAGUGUCCGGGGCGCGGGACAGCUCCGGCCUGGCUCGCCAGGCGGCGCUGCUGCUCCGCCCGGCACCGGCAUCGGGCCCCUCGAGGCCCCGCAUCCCCGGCGCAUCCUCCCGACGCGGCUCCCGAGCCGGAGACCCUGGACUGCUGCACAGCAGGGCUCAUCUCCUACUCUGGGGCAUCUGGGGGAGAGGCGAUGUUCCCAGGCCACUGAGGAAAGAGAGGGGAGGCGUGAGAGAAGUAGAAGAGCCUUCUGUUCCCAGAAGAGUUAGCAAGAUCCCCAGAGACCUGAGGACCCCAGGGAAAGAUGUGAAAGCCCUGCGCUCCCAAAUGGCCCCGUAG